AUGGAGCCCCAGUUCAUCGUCAUUGCCUUUGUGGAUGACACUCAGUUUGAGAGAUUCAACAGCAGGGAAGAGCCUCCGAGGACAGAGCACUGUGCACCAUGGGUCAAUCAGCAGAAGUCAGAAUACUGGGAGUGGAGGACGGAUCAGGCCAUGGACGAAAGACAAAGGUUCAUAGAAAUGUUGACAAGUCUGCUCCACACCUACAACUAUAGUGAAACUGGAUAUCACACAAUCCAGAAUCUGUAUGGCUGUGAUUUGCUGUCUGGAGAGUCCCGUCACCCACAAUACAAAUUAAACUUCAACCGCCAUGACUACAUCGCCAUAAACGAGGACCUCAACACUUGGAACACGGUGGGCAAGGCAGCUGAAAACCUCAGACUGGAGUGGGAGGAGUCAGGCGUUGCACAAUUAGUGAAGACUUACUUGGAGGAGGAAUGCGUGAAGUUGUUCCGCAUACAGCUUGACUAUGGGAAGAAUAUUUUGCUGAGAACAGAGCCUCCUCAGCCCCCCAUCCUCAUCAUGACAAUUGUUAUUGGCCUGGGUCUUGGAGCUGUGCUUAUGGGAGCUGUGGUGACUUUUCUCAUAUGGAAGAGGAGGACUAAAGGUCCAUACCAGCCGUGCCAUUUCCAAACCCUCCUGACUUGGCCUGGCCUCUCGGACUCUCAGUUCAUCUCUGCCGGCUAUGUGAACGAUACACAAUUCAUGGGGUUCGACAGCAGGGCAGAGAUUCAGAGGAUGGAGCAGCGGGCGCCGUGGCUGGAUCAGCAGAAGCCCAAGUAUUGGGAGGAGGAGACACAGAGCAUCUCGAGAGAAAAGAAGUUCUUCAAAGAAGUAAUGAAGAAAGUACUCCAUGUCUAUAACCAGAGCAUGUCUGGAUAUCACACAGUCCAGAGGAGGUAUGGCUGCGUCUUGCGGCCUGGAGGGUACUUUAGUCGUGGAUUCCACGAAUUAACCUUCAGUGGCCAGGAUUACAUCACACUGAAUGAGAACCUGCGCACUUGGACCUCGGCUGGCAAGGCUGCUAAACUACUCAGGCAGCAGAGGGAAAAGACACGUUUUGCUCAAGUGGUGAAGACUUACCUGAUGGACAAGUGCGUUGAAUUGCUCCUCACACAGCUGGACUAUGGAGAGGAGUUUUUGCUGAGAACAGGACAUGUGAUCGAAAUGUCUCAGAUGUAUAGGGAUGGGAGCAACCAGAAUCUGGACGUGGAGGUGAUAGAGACCAGGCCUGCAGGAGAUGGCACCUUCCAGAAGUGGGCAGCUGUGGUGGUGCCUCCUGGGGAGGAGCAGAGAUACACAUGCCAUGUGGAUCAUGAGGGGCUGCCUGAGCCCCUCACCCUGAGAUGGGAGCCUCCUUAG
This is a messenger RNA of Mesocricetus auratus (golden hamster), 1359 nucleotides long. RefSeq names its product H-2 class I histocompatibility antigen, Q10 alpha chain-like. Gene Ontology annotation, cellular component: external side of plasma membrane. The transcript has 8 exons. The record is from RefSeq and is a predicted model, not a curated record. Gene Ontology annotation, molecular function: peptide antigen binding; signaling receptor binding. Gene Ontology annotation, biological process: antigen processing and presentation of endogenous peptide antigen via MHC class Ib; antigen processing and presentation of endogenous peptide antigen via MHC class I via ER pathway, TAP-independent; positive regulation of T cell mediated cytotoxicity. Lineage: Eukaryota; Metazoa; Chordata; Mammalia; Rodentia; Cricetidae. The coding region runs from base 1 to 1359 and encodes 452 amino acids.